Molecule: messenger RNA, 24589 nt
Organism: Actinia tenebrosa (Australian red waratah sea anemone)
Lineage: Eukaryota; Metazoa; Cnidaria; Anthozoa; Actiniaria; Actiniidae
Molecular function (GO): protein binding
Source: RefSeq, a predicted model, not a curated record
UGUACCAUGUGCCGAUGGGUAUUACAGUAAAGGAGGGGCUACUGAGUGUAUACUCUGCCCUGAGGGUCACAGCUGUAACAUAACGUCUAAUGAUCCAGUACCAUGCAAACCAGGAAGUUACGCUCCAUCAGGUCACAUGGCAUGUCAGUCUUGUCCAAUAGGCUCAUACUGUCCAACAUCAAAACUGUCACAACACAUCCCAUGUGUUAAUGGUACCACUGCAUUAUCAAAGAAUCAAACAUCAUGUGAUCCAUGUCCUGCUGGCAGUAAAUGUAUUGAUGCCACACAAUCACCUAUACCAUGUGCCGAUGGGUAUUACAGUAAAGGAGGGGCUACUGAGUGUAUACUCUGCCCUGAGGGUCACAGUUGUAACAUUAAGUCCAAUGAUCCAGUACCAUGCCAACCAGGAAGUUACACUCCAUCAGGUCACAUGGCAUGUCAGUCUUGUCCAAUAGGCUCAUACUGCCCAACAUCAAAACUGUCACAACACAUCCCAUGUGUUAAUGGUACCACUGCAUUAUCAAAGAAUCAAACAUCAUGUGAUCCAUGUCCUGCUGGUAGUAAAUGUAUUGAUGCCACACAAUCACCUGUACCAUGUGCCGAUGGGUAUUACAGUAAAGGAGGGGCUACUGAGUGUAUACUCUGCCCUGAGGGUCACAGUUGUUCAAAUAAAACAUUGGAUCCAGUUCGCUGUGGUAUUGGAAAACAUGCUGCCAGUGGGAAAAUAUCAUGUGACUCUUGCAGUCGUGGCUAUUAUUGUCCCUUGGAGAUUACAGCAAAGCAGAUUCCAUGCCCAAGAGGUUACUAUGCCAACAAGACUGAAAUGUCAGCCUGUAUUCCUUGUGAAAGAGGCUACCAAUGCGCUGUUGCAAGUAACACACCAGAACCUUGUCCAGCAGGCUACUUCUCUGACAUAAAGGGAUCAUCAUCCUGUACCCAGUGUUCUUUGGGCUACUACAAUAUCCUUAGUGCCCAAGAAAACUGUAUUCAAUGUCCAGCUGGAAGUCGCUGCCCAAAUAGAGACUCAGGACCAAUUGUCUGUUCAAAUGGACAGUAUUCCCCUGCAGGCUCGCCAGAGUGUUUAUCAUGUCCUUCAGGGAAAAUAUGCUUAGACCCAAGGCAAGCUCCAGUUCCUUGCACGUCUGGAACCUACAGCAACGCAACUCACUGCAUACCAUGUGAUGUUGGUCACUACUGUCCUUCCCAGUCCAACAAACCACAGCCAUGUCCAAGUGGUACCUAUUCUGAUGCCGUAGGAUCUGUAACAUGUAAAGUUUGCCCUGCAGGCAGCUCAUGUUUAAACCCAGCAGUUUCUCCUGUUGCUUGUGGUAAUGGAGAAUAUAGUAUAGCAGGACAGUCUACUUGCAAGAAAUGCCCUGAUGGUACAUAUAGCCUUGGAGGGGCCUCCAGAUGCCUGUUGUGUCCUGCAGGGCAGACAUGCCUAAAUGGGUCAACAUCUAUAACACCUAAGGAUUGUGUAGCAGGCACUUACAGUUCACCUGGUGAAGGUCACUGCAAAGCCUGUCCUAUAGGUACAUUCAGCAAAGCAAGAGCAUCUUUCUGCUCAUCAUGUCCAGCUGGUUUUACCUGUAAUGACCCAAGUCAAGACCCACAGCCUUGUGCAGCUGGAAAUUACUGGAACAAUGGUGCAAAGGUGCCUCAAUGUGCUCCAUGUCCUGCUGGCUACAAAUGUGAAAAUGCAUCUCAGCCCCCUGUGCCUUGCAAUCCUGGGUCUUAUUCACAACAGGGAAAAUCAACAUGUGAGCAGUGUACUGCAGGGCAGGCUUGUCCAGAUCCAAGCAAAGCACCUAUCACUUGUCCAGUUGGUACCUACAGCGAUGUGGGUGCGACUUCAUGUACUCCCUGCCCAGCUGGAAAGAGCUGCCCCACGCCAGGAUCACCCAGAACACCAUGCAGUUCAGGUUCCUACUCCAUCAAGGGAGAGGCUAACUGUACUGACUGUCCAGUUGGCUAUAUGUGUCCAACAACAGCUCAAAUCCCCAUUCACUGUCCUAUUGGAACUAUGACUUUCGGGAGAAAGAAGGAAAUGAACUGUACAAGCUGCCCUGCUGGAUACGAGUGUAUUAACCCUGAGUCAAACAUGGUAGCCUGUGGAUCAGGUUCUUAUAGUCUCGGAAGUUCUGCAAAAUGUAUCCAGUGUCCUGCAGGAAGUGCUUGUCCAACCACAGAUAAAUUACCAGUACCAUGCAUACCUGGUCAAUACAGCAAUGCUGGGUCAACGAACUGUAGCACUUGCCAAGCUGGCUGGGAAUGCCCAUCAGUUUCUUCGUCAAGUGAAAACAGAGAAUGCCAAGCCGGGUACUACUCAGUUGAUAAUGCUCAAAGAUGUACUGUUUGUCCAGCUGGGUUUUACUGUCCAUUCACCAAUAGACCAAAAGAGGAAGCCUGCCCCACUGGCAAGUAUUCAGUGGGUGGCCAAGCAUCGUGUACUUCUUGUCCAGCUGGAUGGAAAUGCCCUGAUGUAGAUGGUACUGGAAAUGUUCCUUGCUUGGCUGGAACAUAUUCCACAGGAAACCAAGAAAGCUGUACAGAUUGUCCAGUAGGAGUAGCCUGUCCCUACACGAACAGUGAUCAAAAUGUAACAUGUGCCCCAGGGUGGUACUCUACUGGACGUCAAACUACAGGAAAGUCCUCCGGAAUCUCGAGCCCUACUGGUGUUUGUGUGGAAUGCCCUUCAGGGUCAUUUUGUCCCAAUAUUUCAUCCCUCCCCGAGAGCUGCCCUCAGGGGACCUACAGUCUUGGUUCCGCUGUCAAUUGUACAGAUUGUCCAGCAGGCUAUAAAUGUCCAGUCACCGAUGUACCUCCACAACCUUGUGAAGCGGGGAAAUACAGUAAUUCAUCAGCUACAGUAUGUACUGACUGUAGUGCAGGAUACGUCUGCAAGGGUCGUAACACCUCCCCACGACCAGCUGAGGGGCUGUGCCCUGUUGGGUAUUACUGUAAGGAUGGACGUGAUGCAACUCCUUGCCCUGAGGGGACGUUCGGGAAUUCUACCGGGGCUGCGAGUGAAAGCAUUGGAUGUGCUGCGUGUCCUCCUGGGUAUUUCUGCCCUCGAGGAACCCCUGGGUACCCCACACGAAGAUUGGUCUGUCCAGCUGGCCACUACUGUCUUGAAGGAACUCGCACUCAAUAUCAAACCCCUUGUCCCGAUGGAAAAUUUAGCCGAGAGCUUGGUCUGGAAAGAGAAAAUCAAUGCAUCGAUUGUCCAAUUGGUUACUAUUGUCCUCAAGGGGAUAGAUACGGUGAUAGGCUGUGUCCCRCGGGUCACUACUGUGGCCAUUCUGUUGGAGACUAUAAGACGACACCUUGUCCCGCGGGAACAUUUCAAGAAGAGCAAGGGUCUCGGUAUAAGUCAGACUGUAAGACAUGCCCUACAGGAUAUUAUUGUAUUCCUGGCUCAAGUGUGCCUACACCAUGUCCACCUGGCAAAUACAGCAGGUUAACUGGUGUAGGUUCUCUGGGAGAGUGUCGUUCUUGUAUCGCUGGUAUGGCAUGUCCUCAGCCAGGUCUGUCGUACCCUCCCGUUAAAUGUGAUGCAGGAUAUUACUGUCCAGCUGGCUCUGUUCUUCCUAAUGCCACCAGACACGCAUGUCCACCGGGUACCUAUACAGACUUUCAUAACUUGACCCAUUCACGUGAAUGUACUCCAUGUCCGGAGAGACAGUCUUGCCAGGCAGGCACGGGAGGGUUGCAGAAACCUCCACAGACAUGUGCUGCAGGCUACUUCUGUCCUCGUGGUACUCAAAGUCCAACCCAGUUUGCCUGCGCUGCAGGGUCCUGGAGCAAUCUAACAAACUUAAGAGACCAAAGUGAAUGUUAUGCGUGCCCAAAGGGAUGGUUUUGUCUCAUGGCAAGUGCUGUGCCCUCAGGGCUUUGUAAACCAGGACACUAUUGCCCAGAAGGUACCCAACGUGGAACUCAGUUUCCUUGUGCAUCUGGUACAUAUUCCAACAAAACUGGGAACGUGCGAUGGGAACAAUGUGAGCCGUGUCCUGAAGGCCAUUACUGUCCUAGAGGAACUGCUGUUCCCGAAAAGUGUCCAAGGGGAACGUAUAAUGAUGUCCUUAGUGCGAAGGAUCUUGGAGGUUGCAAGCCGUGUGUCCCUGGAUACUACUGCCCAGGCACUGCUAACGUCCAGCCCGCUGCAUGUAGAAGAGGAAAUUAUUCGGCAUCCGGUGCAUACGUAUGUUCAACAUGCGAACCAGGAUUCUACUGUGCAAGUGAGACAACCAGUCGUAGUGAGAUGUUAACUGUUAUGAUAUGCCCCGCUGGUCUUCACUGUCCUGCUGGUACUAGUGUUACACCUGAUCUUGUCUCGCAUGCCUGCCAAGCUGGAUCCUAUUGCCUCAGAGGAGAUCAGAAUGCCUUUCCUAUUAAGUGUCCCAAUGGAACAUUCAAUCCAAAUACUGGACGCAAACUUGUCAGUGAAUGUCAGAAGUGCUGGGAAGGAUACUACUGUGAACCUGCCGGACUUACUUCAGUGGCUGAUAAGUGUCCUCCAGGUUACUACUGCCCUGAGGGGACUGGCUACAAGUACUCGUAUCCUUGUCCCAUCGGCUUCUAUCGCAACGCAUCAGCUGCUGUCUCUGUUAUGGACUGUAGUGUCUGCUAUUCUGGUCACUACUGUGAUGACCCUGGCCUAUCAGUACCUAAGAUUUGCCCAGAGGGUCAAUUCUGUCCAACCGGAACGACAACGCCACAGCCUUGUCCAAGUGGAUACUUUAACAAUGCAACAGGUGUCAAGAGAAGCGUAGACUGUACUCCAUGUCCUGCAGGAAGAUACUGUGCUGGCUUUGCUCUGAGGGAACCAACAGGGCCUUGUGAUGCUGGCUUCUACUGCAGAGAACGUGCCUACACAUCGGCGCCUCCAGAGGGUCUGACUGGAGGCCUUUGUCCAGCUGGUGGGUACUGUCCAGAGGGUGCAAAGGUUCCUGAACCUUGUCCAAUAGGCACAUACAGUAGCACUAAGGGUGCUAAAGCUGCGGAAGAUUGUAUUGACUGUGACCCAGGGCAUUAUUGUGCUGGAGAUACCAACCCCGAGCCUACAGGUCCUUGCUCACCCGGGCAUUACUGUACUGGCAAGGCAAGUACACCUAUCCAGUUUGUAACACCAGCUGGUCACUAUUCAGAAGAAAGGGCUUCAGCACCUAUACGAUGUCCUGUCGGAACAUAUCAAGAGGCUAAUCGAGCAUCAAAGUGCACCAAAUGUACUGAAGGAGGAUAUUGUAACGCUACUGGUCUGGUGAGCCCAGUCAAGUGUCCUCCUGGUUAUUAUUGUAAAGCUGGAACGAUAAAUCCUACUCCAUGCGGUCCUGGGACAUACAAUGGCAAUCCUGGUGGAUCAAACAUUGCAUUUUGCGUCAAUUGUAAAGCUGGACAUUACUGUGGCAAACCCGGCUUGGAGAAACCUGAAGACAAGUGUGAUGCAGGCUAUUACUGCCAUGAUGGAUCACCUACACCAACACCAGAUAAUGGCACAUUCAUUAACUACAACGUGACCUCGGACUAUGGAGGUGUAUGUCCACCCGGCUACUACUGUCCCAAAGGCACCGAAGGUCCCUACCAAUACCCCUGUAAAAACGGCACCUACAACCCUGUCCAGCAACGUACUAGUUCUUCAGACUGCAUCAGCUGUGAUCCUGGAAGAGUCUGUAACGGUAGAGGCCUUACUGCACCGACUGGAAACUCCAGUGCAGGAUUCUACUGUGAAAGGGGAUGCGUUACGUCUAUGCCAACGGAUGGAGUUACAGGGAAUAUAUGUCCAGUGGGUUACCACUGCCCCGAAGGAAGUGCCACAAAAAGAGAAUGCGAAGAUAGUACCUACAGCAAUAUCACAGGACUUGCUAAAUGCUUAGAUUGUCCAGAAAGGUUCUACUGUAAAGGAGGUGCAGAUGCUCAUACACCAUUGCCAUGCCCAACAGGACAUUACUGCCCAAAAAGAACAGGUAUCUCUCAGCCAAAGUGCCCUCCUGGUACCUACAACCCCCAGACUGGACUUGCUGGUGAUAAAGAAUGUUGGCCAUGUAAACCCGGCAAAUUCUGUUUAGGCUACGGCAACAAAGAGUUCCCAAGUGCAACUUCAGGCGAUUGUGAUGCUGGUUUUUACUGCAAACUUGGUGUCAACACCCCAAGGCCAAACUCUAACUUUACAGGAAUAGGUGGUGUUUGUCCUCAAGGGUCGUACUGCCUUAAAGGUACUCCAGAACCGAUUGGGUGCCCCAAUGGAACGUUCUCGAAUGUAACUCAGUUAGAAGAUGCUGCAAGCUGUACACUUUGUUCGGAUGGUCACUAUUGCGAAGAGUCAAACCUGACCAGUCCUACAGGCCCAUGCGCAGCCGGGUUUUAUUGUAAGAGAGGAUCCAAUACAGCCCGACCUACCAUUACCACGUCAACUGGAGGGCCUUGCACUGUGGGUCAUUACUGUCCAGAAGGCACGUCUGUCCCCAAGAAAUGUCUUGCAGGCACGUAUAAUCCAAACACAGGAGAAGCUGAAUGCUUUCCAUGCAUGGAGGGAUAUUAUUGUACUGAAGGAUCUACUGGUUAUGUUUCCAGUCCUUGUCCUGAAGGUCAUUAUUGUCCGAAUGGAACGAAAUUUUCCACCCAAUUUCCGUGCCCGAAAGGGUAUUUCAAUAAUAGGACGAUGGCUACGAAUUUGGGUGACUGUCUCCCUUGCCCUGGUGGAAUGUACUGCAAUGCUUCUGGUCUCUCAGGACCGACUGGCGAGUGUGAUGCAGGUUGGUUUUGUGUCAGGGCUGCGUGGGAGAAUAGGCCUCGAGAUUAUGAUAACUUCACAUCAGGAGAUUGCUUAUGCCCCUCAAAUUCUACCGGAGGGGAAUGCCAACCUGGAUUUUACUGUCCUAAAGGCUCGCACGAACCAAAGUUGUGUACUGGAGGGUAUUACUGUGGAACCAAAGGACUCAGCUCAGAGACUGCGCAGUGUGACGCUGGCUGGUACUGUACAGGUGGAGCAAAAAUAAGUCGACCUAAUGACGGAGUAACGGGUGACAUCUGUCCUGAAGGAAAAUAUUGUAUAAAGGGAACCAAGGUACCCGAACUAUGCCCUAACGGAACCUAUUCUAAUAACACCGGGAACAAACAAAUAGGGAACUGUGCCCUUUGUGUAAGUGGGUACUUCUGUCGAGGAAUGGGAAACACGAAACCAACAGGGCAAUGUAACCCAGGUUUCUACUGCGAAAGUGGCCAGGACAAUCCAAAUGCCGCUCAAUGUACUGCAGGUCAUUACUGUAAACGUGGAAGUCCGGCACCUGUUAAGUGUGAAUCUGGAACUUAUCAGAAUGAAGUGCAAAAGGAAGAAUGCAAAGAGUGUCCUGCUGGAUACUACUGUGAUAAUACCAACGAUCUUACUUUAUAUACUUCGUAUAUUUGCCCUAAGGGUUAUUACUGCCCAAAUGGAACUAAAUUCUCAACACAGCAUGGUUGCCCAGAGGGCACGUAUGGUAAUGAAACGAAAUAUUACAGCGCCGACCAGUGUAUCAAGUGUCCGCCCGGCACCUAUUGUAGAGGUUCCUCUGACAGUUUCACUGAAUACUGCACGGCGGGUCAUCACUGCAUUCUUGGAUCAUUCACACCAACGCCCACUGAUAACGUGAGGGGACGUGAGUGUCCCCAAGGACAGUACUGUGUAAAGGGCACUAAAACCCCUGAAAACUGCCCUGCCGGUACUUUCUCGAAUGCAUUCAAACUGAGGAGCGCUUUAGAAUGCACAAAUUGCACGCCUGGGAUGUUUUGCAAUGAUUCAGGGCUGACAACACCAAGUGGUCCUUGCCAUCCACGUUACUACUGUUCAGGAAGAGCAACACAUCCUGCACCACAGGAUGGCAUAACUGGGGGUAACUGUACACCAGGACAUUAUUGCCCCGGUCAGACACCACAGCCCAUACCGUGUGAAGAUGGAAGUUACAUGAAAGACCCUCUAGCAGAUGCCUGUAUACCAUGUCCUGCUGGGUACUACUGUGUUAAUGAUAAGAGUUUAGAUCCAGAACGUUGCCCGUACGGUUACUACUGUCCAUUACGUACUGGAUUUAACUGGAGUUCUUGUCCAAAAGGAACCUACGAUGACAGAGGAGGUCUUGCUAAUGUGACAUCCUGUCGUCAAUGUGGUACCGGCAAGUACUGUGCAUACCCUAAUGCCACCAAAGAAACCGGCUCCUGCAGUGCUGGAUACUACUGUCGUGAAGGUGCCGAUACACCAACUCCAGAAUUCGGUGCAACAGGAGAUGCAGGGCCAUGCCCUAAAGGACACUUCUGUCUAAAUGCAACUGGUGAACCUUACAAGUGUCCAAUAGGGAYGUAUUCCAAUGUGACGCACUUGACAGACUCCAAAUAUUGUGAAAAAUGUGGCUAUGGUCAUUACUGUGGUGAACCGGGUCGCUCAGACUAUUCUGGAGAGUGUGAUCCUGGUUUUUACUGUUUAAGAGGAUCCAAAGUGCCCAACCCACCAAACGUGACAGAAUCUGGAGGGCCCUGUCCUAUUGGUCACUACUGCACAAAAGGAACUUCAUACCCAUUAGGCUGUAAAGAAGGGACUUAUAAUGACCGCACUGGACAAUCAGCAUGUCGAACAUGCUGUGCAGGUUACUAUUGUCCAUCUAACUCAACGUCUUGUAUUAUGGAAUGUCCUAAAGGACAUUACUGCUUGAAUGGAACCGAGACGCCGUAUCAGUUCCCUUGUCCAAAGGGAACUUAUAACAACUUAACUGGCAUGCAAACUAGGAGUUCCUGUAAGCCAUGUCCACCUGGUCAGUUCUGUGGUUCAGAGGGACGUGAUGUGCCGUCAGGCAAAUGUUCUAAAGGAUUUUAUUGCAUACGUGGGGCAUGGACCGAUAAACCAACAGAUCUGGGAGUUGUCGGUUACAGCAACAGUUCCAAUAUAACUCAGUGUUUCUGUCCUAAUACUACCACAGGAGGAAUGUGUCAGCCAGGAGAGUACUGCCCAGCAGGAUCACACGAACCAGUGCCAUGCACUAAAGGAUAUUACUGUGAUGCCUCUGCUUUGGCGAACGUCACUGCACCUUGUGAUCCUGGUUUCUUCUGUGUUCUCGGAGCCAAAGUUUCAAAUCCUCGCGAUAAUAAAACAGGAAAUGUCUGCCCAAAAGGCCAUUAUUGCGAAAGAGGAACGUACAGCCCUACACCGUGCCCCAAAGGAACAUACUCAAACUCUACCGAAAACAAAAAUGUUUCAGAUUGUAGCCCUUGUCUAGCCGGUUAUUACUGUGGUUCUCUAGGUCUUGGUGGUCCUACGAAUGAAUGCGAUAGUGGAUAUUAUUGUCCACCUGGUCAAUCAACCAGUAGACCAACAAAAUAUGAAUGCACGCCUGGUCACUCCUGUCCACCAGGAAGUCCUAUACAGUUAACUUGUGAAUCAGGGAGUUAUCAGGAUGAGUACAAAGGAAGCUCUUGUAAAGAGUGUCCCGAGGGGUACUAUUGUGAUGCUACUAUAAUCAAUGUUACUCACUGUGUUCAUGGAGUUCAGCUUCCUUCACCUUGUGUACCGGGACAUUUUUGUCUGAAUGGUACCAAGUCAGCAAAACAAUACCCAUGUCCUGCAGGAACACAUACAAAUAAAACGCACCGCAAGAAUGCUGCGGAAUGCAGUCCCUGUCCACCCGGAAAAUUCUGCCAAGGAACUGGUAACAAAAUGUGGACCGAAGAAUGUAAAGCUGGUUUUAUAUGUUACGGUGGUGCCAACACGUCUAGUCCAACUGAUGGAAUAACGGGAAAGCCUUGCCCAAAAGGGAAUUAUUGCCCGAAAGGUACUACAGCGACGGUGCCGUGCGAUGCGGGUAGCUAUGGGCCAACAGAAAAACUUGAAUCUCAGUCUCAAUGUAAGCUAUGCGAUCCUGGAAGUUUUUGCGACAAGCCUGGUCUGGAAGCGGUGUCUGGAAAUUGUUCUGCUGGGUUUUACUGCCGUGGUAAUUCAUCUGUGUCAGAGCCACCUGACGAUGAGACAGGGGGUAGGUGUUGGAUUGGCCAUUAUUGCCCGUCUGGUAGUCCUAUUCCUUUCCCAUGUGAACCAGGAAGUUUCAUGAAUCAUACAACAUCUUCCAAGUGUUAUACGUGUCCCGCAGGACAUUACUGUGUGAAUGGCAUCAAGCCUUUACCUUGUCCGGCAGGUUGGUAUUGUCCAGCUGGAACUGGUUAUAAUUGGAAUCCCUGUCCUCGUGGAACUUACAGUCCGGUCCAGUACAUUUACGAGGAAAGUCAGUGUCAUGCAUGUGACCCUGGUUACUUCUGCGAUAGUAUCAAUGCAACGUCUCCCGCAGGAACGUGUGCUGAUGGCUUCUUUUGUCGAAAUGGAUCAGAUUCAAGAACCCCCAUGGGUGGACAUAGAGGGGAUGCUGGUAUAUGUCCAACUGGUCAUUAUUGCCCAGCUGGUAAUGCACUAUCUCCUAUAGCAUGCUCUGAAGGCUACUAUAACAACCAAACUAGUCGCUCCAAAAGUGGUGACUGCCGGGCUUGCCCAGGUGGGUGGUAUUGUGAAAAACCAGGUUUGGAGUGGCCAAGUGGGGAGUGUGACGCUGGUUUUUAUUGCAUAGAAAAAGCUACAAUUCGUAAUCCUAACAAUGUUACUGACACUGGAGGUCCCUGCCCUCCUGGACAUUUUUGCCCUCUUGGCUCACCGUCUCCUCAAGCUUGUCCAGGUGGUGAAUAUAAUUCACUGUGGAAGCAGAGUCACUGUUAUGUUUGCCCCGAAGGACAUUUCUGUCCUAAUGCAUCCUCUAAUUACACUGAAUGUUAUGAAGGAUUUUAUUGUCCAAACGGCUCCGCCAGUCCUUCACCGUGCCCCAAAGGUACCUACAAGAACUACACUAUGGGAAACAAAGAGGACGACUGUAAGAUGUGUCCACCAGGAAAGUAUUGUCCAUUGAAUGCUAUGAAACGUCCAGCUGGAAGCUGCUCUCCUGGGUGGUAUUGUAGUGGAGGUUCUUGGGRAAAAGAACCCUUAAAUACCGCAGACAUAGGCAAUGGCACAGCAGUUUGUCCUUUAAUUGGAAGUAUAGGUGGUUACUGCAAAAAAGGAUCUUUCUGUCCUGAGGGUGCUAAUGCACCUCGACCAUGUACUUCUGGGUAUUACUGUGACCGAGAUUAUCUUGAUAAAGAGGCUGGGUUAUGUACGGCUGGUUACUACUGCAAUGGAAGUACGGUUUCCUCACAUCCUGUGAAUCAGUCAAACGGGGAUCGUUGUCCUAAAGGACACUACUGCCCAACUGGAAGUCCAUACCCAUUACCUUGCAAACCAGGAACCUACGCAGACAAAGAAUACAACCAGUUUAAGAACAACUGCUUGCCCUGUAUUCCAGGGAUGUACUGCCCGCAAUUUGGAAUGCACUAUCCCAAAGGAAACUGUACUAAAGGAUUCUAUUGUCCUGCUGGGCAAACUGAAAUGACUCCCCCAGAUAAGGAAUGUCAGCCAGGUCACUACUGUCCUGAGGGUAGUGGUCAACAAAAUCCUUGUUUGGCAGGAGAAUAUCAACCAUACAAAAGGCAAGAUCAAUGUAUACAGUGCCCUGAAGGAAGUUAUUGUGAUCCAAAUGAGGCACGAGUGAACUCAUCUAGUGGUGCAAAUAGUUCAUCCCACGGUGUUGUUGCUCCCACGGACUGCCCUGUUGGAUAUUACUGCCCUAAGGGAACUCAAUCAGCCAGUCAAUAUCCAUGCCCUAUUGGAACAUUUGGUAACACAACAAAGCUUGCGUCAAAGGGACAGUGCACGCCAUGCACUAAAGGUCACUACUGUGCUACUGAAGGCAAGAAGUUUUCUCCUACUGGUAAAUGUCAUGAAGGGUACUAUUGCAUCGAAAGAGCAAGUCUUCCAAAUCCUAACGAUACAGUAACAGGAGGACCUUGUAUGCCCGGGUUCUACUGCUUGUCUGGGUCUUAUAAGCCUGAACCUUGUUCACCGGGAACGUUUGGGCCACGUUACAGAUUAACGAACUCUUCAGAGUGUGUUGAUUGCUAUGGAGGUCAAUACUGUGCAGCAUAUGGUUUAUCGGCACCUAAUGGGUCUUGCGAUGCUGGAUUCUUUUGUUCUGGUCGUGCAGUCCUUCCGAAUCCUGUGUCUGAAUCUUACGGAGAUGUUUGUCCCUCUGGUCAUUUUUGUCCUGAAGGGACGACCACGCCAUUCAAAUGUCCACCUGGAACAUUCAAUAAUAAAACAAGAGGAACGAUGGCUGAAGACUGUACACCUUGCCCACCUGGAGAAUAUUGUCAAGGUUAUGGACGCGAGUAUCCGAAUGGUAAAUGUGACCCCGGAUGGUAUUGUACGAGAGCGGCUUAUUCUCCUCGUCCUUUGCCUCACAUGAGAGAUGUCUACAAUAACUCAAAUCUCUUCAGUUGCCCUAUCUAUUCUGUCAAUUAUACCGGUGGAAUUUGCCCAAUAGGUCACUAUUGUAUUGAGGGUUCCUCAAAACCACGACCAUGUGUUGCAGGAAAAUUCUGUUCUAGAGAAGGGCUUUCUUCCACUUCCGGAGACUGUCAUGCCGGUUUUUACUGCAAAGGUGGUGAUACUGUCCCAAAUCCAGUCAACUGUUCAGCAGGACAUUACUGUGUCAAAGGCACUCCCAUGGAAGAACCUUGUCCAGCUGGAACAUUUUCUCCCGAUACUGGUAACCAAAAGAGAGAGAAUUGUCAAAACUGUACAGCAGGAUACUAUUGCCCUUCCCCUGGUGCAACGUCUGUUGUAUUCCAGUGCCUACAGGGCUAUUACUGUCCAAGUGGGUCCAUUAACAACGCAACAGAAAUAUGCCCAAAGGGUUAUGAAUGUCCAACCGGUAGCCCACUUCCAUCCAAGUGCAAACCAGGGUUUUAUCAAGAUGAAGAAGGAAAAUGGACGUGUAAGGCUUGCACUCCCGGUUUCUACUGUGAUCCAACGUCUUUAUCUACUGGAGUUAUCAAUCCAGUCAAAUGUUCUGCUGGAAAUUACUGUCCUCGGCAAACAGCUACUGAACAAGAACAUCCAUGCCCCCCUGGUACCUAUGGUAAUGAGACUGGUUUAGAAAAGGUUGGGCGAUGUCGACCGUGCCCUCCUAGAUAUUACUGUGGAGCAGCAGGGCUGGUGAAACCAUCAGAUCUUUGUAAUGAAGGACACUUCUGUCGCCUUAAUGCCUCCUUGCCUACACCAACUGACGGAAUAACCGGAGAUGUUUGCCCUCUCGGGCACUAUUGUAUCAAAGGUUCUUCUGAAGGAGCUGCAUGCCCAGCAGGCACGUUUGGCAAUCGCACAGGGCUUAAGAAUGACUUGGAAUGUCAUCCUUGCAAUGCUGGAUAUUGGUGUCCUUCCCCUACAGUUGUUCCGACUAAGAAAUGUUCUAAGGGCUUCUGGUGUAUAAGUGGUUCUAAGGAACCUUCGCCCAUCAAUAAACCAUACGGAACUGACUGUCCAAACGGAAGCUACUGCCCUGAAGGCACCCCAAUCCCUGUCCCUUGUCCUAAAGGGUCGUACAACCCUUAUCGAGGAAAAGAGAACCGGACUGAUUGCGUUGCGUGUGAUCCUGGAAAGUACUGUGAGACCACAGGACUCAUAGCCGUGACAAACKACUGUGACCAAGGCUACUAUUGCACUAUUAGUGCCCAAAGAAAAAAUCCUACUGAUGGUGUAACAGGAGACAGAUGUCCAAUGGGACACUACUGUGUAGUGGGAUCCAAAGCACCUGCUCCGUGCGAAAAUGGAACUUUCAUGAAUCAUACAGGUGGGCACAAGUGCUAUAUUUGUCCAGCAGGCUAUCAGUGUAUUCGAGGCGUACUUCCCGACCCAUGUCCAAUCGGCUUUUAUUGUCCUGACGGUACUGGAUAUGACACAGUACCUUGUCCUGUCGGUACAUAUGGUAAUCAAACUGGUCUAAAAGAUAAAACUUACUGCACACCAUGUACUGGAGGAAACUAUUGUCAAGUACCUGGAAAGUCUUCAGUCACUGGCAAAUGCGCAAAAGGAUAUUACUGUACAUCUGGUGUUAACGUGAGCGAACCAAGUGGUGCCAACACUGGUAUUGGUGGCAUCUGCCCCGUCGGCAAUGAGUGUCCAGAAGGAAGUGCCAUACCAUCACCAUGCAAAAGCGGCUCUUUUGCUCGAAUGCCCCAAAUGGCAGCUUGCGAACCAUGUACGGAAGGAUUUUACUGUACUGGAACUACCGAGAACCCACAACCAUGUCCAGUCGGGCAUUAUUGCCCGCUGAGUACUUCUACUGCUAAACAGUAUCCUUGUAAACCUGGUACAUAUAAUAACCUAACACAGCAGUCUUCUGAAGCUGCCUGCAUAUCCUGCCCUGCUGGAUGGUAUUGCGAGGGGUACGCAAGGGUAGAGCCAAAUGGUGAAUGUGCCGAAGGUUUUUACUGUUCCGGCGGUUCCUGGUCAAGAAAGCCUGGAGAUAUUGGCAGCGCCAACUACGACAAUGCCACCAGUCCUUCUGAUACUUGCUACAGGAAUUUUGAGUGUGUUUGCCCAGCCUGGAACAAGACAACAGGUGAUAUUUGCCCUGCUGGUUACUUUUGUCCCCUUGGUUCCAAACGUCCAAAACCCUGUACCUUGGGUUACUACUGUGCACAUGCCGGGUUGAAAACACCCACAGCACAGUGCAGCCAAGGAUACUACUGCAAUGAUAGCUCGACUACUCCAAACCAGGCAAAAUGUCCACCAGGAUAUUACUGCCCUAACGGCACAGGCGUACCAGAGGCUUGUCCUGCAGGUACAUUCUCUGGUACAUUUGGCAACGUUAAACUCGAAGAUUGUCAGAACUGCACUUCAGGAAAGUAUUGCGGGGGAACUGGACUUGAUAAGCCCACAGACGAUUGCGCUGCAGGUUAUUAUUGUCCAGGUGGUCAGGCCACGUCUACACCAUUAGGUCUGGAAUGUACUCCUGGUCACCAUUGCCCUAAAGGAAGUCCUUUCCCUCUUCGAUGUACGAAUGGAUAUUACCAGAAUGAGCCGCAAAAAGAAAUUUGCAAGACUUGUCCAGCUCGUUAUUACUGCAACAACACGUUUUCUGCUGUCAUAAACCCAGUACCUUGCGAAACAGGUCACUAUUGCCCAGAAGGAACUGGUGACUACAGAGACUUUCCAUGUCCCGAACGAUUUUUCGGUGGACAGCGAGGGCUGGAGAAUGCUGAUAACUGUACAAUCUGUACAUCAGGCUCAUACUGUAGAACCCCAGGUCUAGAUGCACCUACUGGUCCUUGUUGGGGCGGACACUACUGCAGAGAAGGUGCCCUUCUUCCAAACCCUGAGAAUGAUCGGCUUGCAUCUGUUAAUUGGCCUCAUCAACUCUUUCCUUUCGAAUACCUUAAUGCCGCAUGUCCUCCUGGUCAUUACUGUACCAAUGGCACCAAGGUACCAGAACCAUGCCCUCCAGGAUUUUACCACAACACUGGUCGCAUUUCAUCAAAAGCAGAAUGCAUGCCUUGUCCAAUAGGAAAAUAUUGUCCGAAUAUUACAAUAACAGGUGGUGUGGCUCCUGACUGUAGCGCAGGCUAUGUGUGUAGUGGAGGUUCGAGUAAGCCAGAACCUGAUAAUCCCAAUAUGGGGUAUUUGUGUCCUCCUGGAUUCUACUGCCCGGCCGGAACAAACGCUCCUCGUAGCUGCCUACCCGGAUCUUAUCAACCCAACAAGGGCCAAGGAAAUUGUACCAAGUGUAGUCCAGGAAGUAUGUGUCCGUACCAAAAUAUGACUCAAGUCGUGGCAUGCAAAGCUGGAUACUACUGUCCUGAUGGAACGCCUAAACCCUGCCCACUAGGCACAUAUGGAAACAAAACUGGUCUAAAUAACAUUAACUUAUGUACUGAUUGCCCUGCUGGGGAAUAUUGUUCAGAGGCUGGAAGUACAAGGCCGAAGGGGGAUUGCGCAAAGGGACAUUACUGUGAAGGCGGGGCUAAUUCUUCAACUCCAGGUCCAAGUGCAAAAUACCCCGGAAACGGACUUUGCCCUGAGGGACAUUAUUGUGUGGAAGGAACCCAAACACCUCAACAAUGUCCUCCAGGGACAUUCCGUAAUAGUACUGGAGCUGAAUCCAUACAUCAGUGUCUUGAUUGCACACCUGGCUGGUACUGUGAAGGCUAUGGGAACAAGCAACCAACAGCCCAGUGUGACCCUGGUUAUUGCUGUCCAGAGUUUUCAAGAGCCAAUGUAUCACAACCAACUGGAUAUAUUUGCCCGAAAAAUCACAAGUGUCCAAAAGGAACAGCAGAUCCAAUAGAGUGCAAGCCAGGGUCAAAUCAAGAUUUAGAAGGCCAAUCUACAUGUGACCUGUGUCCAGCCGGCUAUUAUUGUCAACCAACACCCAUUAAAUGCCCAAAGUACCACUACUGUCCAGCAGGGGUUACUGUACCAAUACCCUGUCCAAAUGGAACUUUCACCUACGACGACAUGGCCGGACUUGCAAACGCAUCGCAGUGUCUCCCUUGUAUAACAGGCCACUACUGUCGUCUUGGUCAGAUAAUUAGAACUUGUAUGGGGGGAUACUUUUGUAAAAGUAGAAGUCCAGAUCCUAACCCGGAUGGUUAUGGUCCACCAGUUGAGGCAGGUCCUUGUCCAAUGGGUUACUUUUGUCCUAAUGGUACCAAAGCUCCAAUACCUUGUCCAAUCAACACUAUGAAAAACUACACAGGUGGUACUGGAUAUAUUUCGGACUGUCUUACAUGUCCUGCUGGAAGAUAUUGUGUGAACGGGUCGGCUUCCGGAGUUCCUUGUCCUCCUGGUCAUUACUGUGAGUUAGGAACAUAUCCCAAGGAGUGUCCAAUCCAUCGUUAUCGAGAUAUAUCGGGAGGCAAAACUCUCAAUGAUUGCUUCGAAUGCCCCGCUGGACAUUGGUGUAACGUUACAGGCAUGAAUAACUAUAAUAACAGCAGAUGCCCUCUUGGAUAUUACUGCUUAAGAGCUCAGGAGCCAACACUUUGUCCGGCUGGACGGCGUCGAGAAUUUCCUGGUGCCAAAAAUGUAACGGAUUGUGGCUAUUGUCCGGGAGGACAUUACUGUCCAGAAAACCGAACCAACAUAAACGGUAUCAUUUGUCGGGCUAAAUAUUUUUGUACCAAUGGAUCUGUAUCGGAAAAACUCUGUCCUGCUGGAAGUUACUGCAAAAUACAAACAAGGGAUCCAAAAAUAUGUCCAGGUGGAACUUACUGCGAAGAAGGAUGGUCCUCUCCAGUGCCUUGUGAAUACCCGUACUACUGUCCAGAAGGAUCGACUUACCAACAUUUAUGUAAGCUAGGCUAUUUUUCCUUGACUAGGGAUAGACCACGUGAGAACCACACCCAGACAUGUCAGAUCUGCCCAGCUGGCACCUAUGGUAAUGAUGAAAAACGACUGAACUGUACUGAAUGUCCUUCGGGGUAUUACUGUCCUGCUGGUACCAUCGGACCACACCAGAACCCAUGUCCCAAGGGAUAUUACUGUCCGUUGGGGAGUGGAGACAAGUACCCAUGCCCUGCAGGUAGCUAUGGUAACCGCUCCCUAGCAACAAGUCCAUCUGAUUGCUAUCUGUGUCCCAAUAAUACUUUCAACAAUGUAGCCGGAAGGACGGCUUGUAGGCCGUGUGGAAGCAGUUCUACCGCAGGAAAAGGCCAGGCUAAGUGUACAUGUAUUGGUAUUAAUCGGGCUUUCCAGAUAUCCGAUGGAUCUUGUCAGUGUAAGUCCGGUUAUGUCUAUUUUGAUGAAGCUGACUUGUCGAAAUCUGAAGGCAAUAGCGACAACGACUGUCAACCAGAGGUUGAUACUCGAUGUGGUAACGGGCAAUACCGCCAAUCAUCCACAAGGCAAUGCAAAACUAUGGAAGACUUGCAGAGAGAGUGCAAACAAAUAACAUGUAGUGGUCCCGGGGAGUUUAAAGAACAGUAUGGCUCAUGCGUUUGUAACUAUAACCCAAUUGAUUGCGACCUUCAAUGUGAAGCGUCAAGACCCAAGUUUACCGUCCGAAGAAACGAUUUGGGUAUACUAGAACUAGUGACCUCAAACGGUUCGAAUUCCACCGUCCAGGCAAUCACAGGAGAACUUGGCGUUAGUGACUUUGAUCGUACUGAUCACUCUUCUGAGAUUAUCUCGUACGGGGCAGAUGGUAUUAAAGGUUAUAUCCCGCGGGAUUUCAGUCAAGCUAGUGAAGUUGUAUCACAAACGCCCGUCACAUUUCCUACUCAAGCACCUACUGUGUCUGCGCGUCGUAGACGGAGGGCUGUUACCCUUCCCAGUAAUGAAACCUCAGUAGGCAACAACGCAAGCCAAGUUGUCCAAAACCCGUUAUUCUGUUUCCUGAUUGGACAAUCGUUAGUCUUCAAAAUCCUCAUCAAUGAGCAGAACCGCACGUUGAGUCAUUAUCCCCGAUACCGAAAGAACCACUUGUUCAAUACUAAUCCUUCGUUCGACUAUGGAAACUUCCGUCAGCUCCAUUCUAUUAUCACCGAGACAAACAAGACUCUCUACCUGUUUGUUCACGUGUUUGAGGAAGCAGGAACGUUCGUGUUUUAUGAUAACGCCGUGCCGUCAAGAGAGACCGUUGUUUCUGUCAUGAAACUGGGAGAAAAAUGUCCCUUCAACAGAACCAUGGAGGCUACAAAUGAAAAGACUUAUAACUUACUAGGAGUGAAGAAAGCUGAGCCCCAGAAUCUAGAACCAAAUUGGAAGGUUAUAUAUGGAAUGACAGCUUUCAUGUUCAUCUGUGUGAUUAUGCUGAUCAUCGCCAUUUUCAUUUGGCGGCCAAGAAGUUUUGGAAAGUAUCCCAUAGCAUCGUUAAGGCCCAAAUACAAAGCCCUGGGGGCGCCUGUACCCGUGGUACCUAUUCCAGGAAUAGACGACAACCCUGAAGAACUUGGGCCACGUGGUGUCGCUGAAGGAGCGCCAUCUUAUGAAAGUCACAAUGUCAAAUUCGAACUUGAGAACUUCAAUGUAAGAACGCUGUACGAUAAGAUUGAAGAUCAGACGUUACACAUGAGCUCUCAACUCUCGAGACACCAAGCUGAUUUGAAGGGAUUCUUUGAUCGUAUUAUGCAACAAACAGACAAGCUCAAGGGAAUGCUUGAUAACCUCGAUGUAUCUGCGCUGAUUAAAGCCACACGUGAGCAAGAACGUACUGGUGGGGGUGGCCAAGGAGGACAAGGUGACGUAACACAGGAAGCCCACCAACAGGCUGCUCCUUCAGACAAAUCAAAACACAAAGGCAUGACUGCUGGAUCUCAGCUUCGCGAACAGGAUCUCAUGGCUAGUCUACAGGCUCUCCUUGAAAGAGUAGAAAAGGGAAACUUUGGGCAAGCAUAUAGCAUCGGUACAUCUGUAUCAGGCAUUAUACAACAACAAGCGGCAACACCCCAAACAGUGCACACUCAGUACCAAGCCAGUGAAGCACCCGCCACUCAAUGGCAGAUUCACAGUACGAGUGAUGUCAGUGAGUUCUUGCGUACAAUGAAUAAAGAGAGAAUGCACUUGGAACAGCAGCUGAGUAGAGAAGAAGAAACAACCAUCCACAAGCUUGUCAAAGAACAGGAACAAAAACGAGCCCAAGGUAUGAAAGAAUUAGCAGAAAAGCUCGCCAACAGGCUUGCUGCAGGAGACUUAAGCGAAGACGAAAUGAAAGCCAUAAUGGACGAUCACGAGAAAGAGGUUGCCAAUCUUGAGAAUGCACUAGAUGCGGAGAAAGAAAAACAGAUGGCGAACCUGAGAGAUAAGCUAAGGCAACGAAGAGAAGAAAAAGAAGCUGCUCUUUUAAGAAAACAGAAAGAGGAGGCUGAAAAAUCUAAAAUCAAGCUCGAUGACGAGGUCCCCAAAGCUAACGCUGAAGUACUGAUCAAAAGCCAGGAAGGCUUGCAGGAAACUAUCGUCCAGGAAGAGAUCAUUGGCCAGGCAAAGGCUGAGGUGGAGGCAUCAAAUGAGGAAGUAGAAACUUAUAGGAAAAGAAUGGGUGRCAUGUUCUGCAGUACAGUGGAUGAUCUCGUAACCUCGGGAUCACUUGAUCCUGAUGCUGCAGAACGGCUAAAGAAUGAACAGAUGAGUGCUGAAGAGAAGCUGGCUCGCGACUUGGCUCAACGCAAGGCUCUCCAGGUAUCUCUAAUGAAAGCUAAACUGGCCAAGAAGAAGAAAGACAGAAUGAAGAAACUGCGACAAGAAGAAGAAGCUGAAAAGGCGAAGGCCAUAAGUGAAGGCGAAGAUUUGGAAGAAUUACAGAAGCAACAAGAACAAAGACGAUUGGCCAUGGAAGCUUCCUUAGAAGCAGAAGCAGUUCGUAAUGUUGGUGAACUAGAGAUAAGACUUAACGAAGAGCACAAAGAAGAGGUUAAACAACUACACAAGACUCUCCUAGAAAAGCUGACUACAGGAAACAAUCUAGACGCGGUACUACAGCAGCAGAUCUUGGAUCAGUUCCGUAAAGACAAUGAAAUGCUGCAGUCCCACCUUGAGAAGAAUAAAAACAAGAGUCUCGAUGAAACAAAGGCUAAGUUAGCAGCGCGUUUAGCACGCAGACAAGAAGAGGCCCGACGUAGGUCUGAAGAAGAUGCUGCGAAACGAAUAUUAGAAGAACAAAGCAAAGCUCUGGCCGCUAACAAACCAGUAGAUGCAGACCAUGUUGCUGUGCCUGAUGUACUGAUACCUAAUGAGACCGCUGAAGAGCAGGCUCUGAAGAAACAACAGCAAAAGGUAGUCGAGGAGAUGCGUAUACGUCAUGAAGAAGAAGCUCAAAAAGCCAAAGAUAAAGUAGGCAAAGAAAUGAAAGAAGAAGAAGAAAAAGCCUUACGGUCAGUAGACGCAGACAAAGAGCGACAGAUGAGAGAAAUCAAAGAAAGACAUGCUGCAGAAAUAUCAGCUCGUAGUAACACCAUGACUCCUGAAGAACUACAACAGCUUCUUGCAGCUCAUCAACAUGAAGUCGAUGAAGCACUGGAGAAAAUAGAUGCUGAACGUAACAGACAGCACUCAAACCUACGAGCCAAACUCGCUGAAAAGAAAAAGAAGAAACUCGAAGCUGUUCAGCGAAAGCAGGAAAAUGAAAUGUCGAGAGAACUGAUGGAACAAAAGAAAGAAUUUGAUGAAGUUCGCAACGAACAGGUGAAGGAGGCAGAGAAACAAGCCAUGAUCGAAGGCAUCCGUGAAAAUGGUGUUGAAGCAGCUGAGUUUGUCAUUCGAAAGGUCCUAGAGAAGAGACAAGAACAAGAAAUUAGUGACUUGGAGAAAAUGUUCAGAGAGGAAAGAAGAGUGGCUGUCGAUGAAGCACUGGCCAAGAUGGAAGAAAAACAUGCACAAGAGCAGGAGGAACUGAAACAGAAGGAACAGGAAGAACUCGAUGCUCUUGGUAGAGAGAAGUUGACCCCAGAGGAACUACAACAGCGCCGCGCUCAACUUUUCAAUAAACAGCAGUUAAGACAGAGUGCUUUGGACAAGAAGCAAGCAGACGAGAGAAAAAAGAUCCAACAUGGUGCAGUGGCUGAUUGGGAGGUCAGAUAUGCGCGAGCUAAGCUAGAGUUGAAAGAAAAGCAUUACAAGGAAUACGCCGACUGCCUUAGCCAGCUGACUCCAGAACAGGCAGAGGAACAUCGCAAGUCUGUUGAGAAGGCAUUGGCAGCAGCGAGAGAACUGGAUGAAGUCAAAAAGAAACUCGAUGAACAGCGAGUCGAAACCGAAGAAAAAAUCAGGAAAGAAAAUGAAGAUUUUGAACGCGAACAGGAGGCUCUAAUGGCAGCUGAGUUGAAUGCAUUUGAACAACAACUCCAGGACGAAGAAGAGGAAGAAAAGAAAAAGAACGAAAAGGCAAUCCUUGCUCUAAAUGCUAGAAAAGAAGCUUUGCUUAAAGAAAAGAAAUCCAAGGUCAAACAAGAGAUUGAGAAGCUGUCUAAACAAGGAGGUUCAAAGGAGGAACAAGAAGCACUUCUUAAAGAACACAGCAAGGAUUUGGCGAAACUAAUGAACAAGAUGGACGCUGACAGGAUGAGGAUGCAGAGUUCGCUCGAGGAUAGGUUARAGAAGAAACGAGAAGCCAAAAAGAAUGCUAAACUUCACGAACUGACGGAUAAGCUAAUGGAGGAAAAGACUGAGCACCAAGAAAAACAACAGGCUGAACAAGAUAGGGAGCAGGCAAAAGAAGUAAUAGCAUUGAAGGAAAGCAUUCAAAUUGACAACUUGGUGUCCGAUACCCUAAAAUCAGAUGCACCACCCCCACCCCCUCUUACUGUCAAAGCAAUGCCAGACAGCUAUCAAAUGGCCGCACCUCUCAGUGAAGGAGAGCUAACCAAUCUCCUCAUGUCAUCACCGCUGUACCAGAAGUUAGAGGCAAUCAAGUCAUUGCUGAAGGAAGGCGCUGGGAAAAACGUUGGAUCAUCAACCACAGCUGGAGAAGGAUACAUUGAUAUCAAAGAUGAUACUCUGUUUGGAGGCGAUGACGAGCUUGUUCCAGUAGAUCUCAACACUCUGUCAGGUCGAUCGUUCGUGGUUUAUAAAUUUGGCUGCUUCAUCACAGACCUCCUCUCUGUUCACUGCCAUCAUAUCCCAGUGACCCUUCUUCUCGCUACCAAGCUCCCACCCAACACACACCUCGAAAGGAACGCCUAUCGAAAUUCCUUCUUUUUCGAUGCAAAUAACAGAAUUUUGUACCUAAGAGCUGAUCGUAUGGACAACGUUGGAGAAUUUGUAGUGGUCAUUGUACACUGCCUGGCUCACAUCGCCGCGGGUGACCUCAGAGAUGAUUCCAACCCUGUGUUCUUGAAGGAAUUCCAUCAAGGUCUGGCAGUUACCUGUGAUGACCUGUUCUUCUCACGGUACAGACGCUCCUCUGCUUUGUCUCACACACUUGCCUCAUUACCGCAAAAUAUCAAACUCGAAGAAGCCAGUCGAGAACUUUUGGAAUCCGUUUUCGGAGAUUCACAUACCGAAGCAGAUAAAUCAAACGUCGUAGAGGAGCUACUUGAUUUGCGUCUUCUUCGUGGGGCCGGCAGAGAUGGUGUUCACUUUACGCAGGAGGGAUUAAUAGAACGUCUUACAAAGUACAGUGGCUUUCUACUAAGCUCCAACUUACGUGGCUACCUCGGGGAUGUUGAAGACAAGACGAAAGACGCAAGACUUCAAGGGUCUGAAGAAUAUAUUGACAAACGGCUGCACCAGCUUACUGGACAACAACAACAAGACCGACUGAAAUCUCGGUACUCCCAGGCAUCUGGGGAGUUACUUGCAAGAGGAAUGUCCAGGCAAAUGUCACGGACGAUGGCAGUGUCCAGAACAGCAACUAGUCUACCUCUGUCAGGAAAAUCCCAGUCAAAACCAAAGGACGGAUCGAGAGACGAAGAUUUAUACCGGGUUUUCUUAGAGGUCCAAGUAAGUGAGGUACAAGAAAAGGUAGACAGCCUUAACGAAGAGUUCACCAGACUUUCCAGACAAUCAUUAGAAGCUGAUCAAAGUAUUAAAGAACUGGAACAAGAACUGAUGGCACAGAUGGACCUCUUGAAGGACGCCCCUGAAGGCUCUAAGGAAUAUACCAAGAAUAGACAACUAAUCCGUGAAAGUGCAAGUAAGCUGAACAGUGCUAAGUCUAACCGCGACUCCCUUGCCCUUCAAAGAAGCAACUGCCUUCAGAGGUUUGAAUUGUUCAAAAAACAACUCGAAGAAAAAUUGAGCCAACUAGAACUGUACAGCGGUAAACCAGAGAGUGAAAGACAACAACAGACUGAAAAGAAAAUGCAAUCUCUGACUAAGGGACAGAAAAAACGAGCUAAGAAGUAAAUAAUGAACAACCUUAUAAACUUUAUAGAGGCUGAAUACUCAGCUAUGACUAAUUCUGAUCUAAAAUGAAUACAAUUGUAGUCUCACUUGAUUAAGCUUCAGUAUUUAUUAAUGAAUAAUGAACGAGGUAUUUAUGAUCAUCAGUCAGAAAACAUUGAUGUCAUGCAUGCAGUAUAUAAACUGCUUGGAAUUAAGUUAUUUUUUUUAUCAUUCCGAUAGUCUUAAUUGUAUAUUUUUAUAGAAUUAUAGUCAAAAUUGUAAAUCUUAGAAUAAAAUCUACUUAGUAGAAAAGAGUCACAAAAAGUUCCAUUAGAAAAAAAUCUAAAUUUAUCAGGUCUUCCAAGUGACUCCUGUUUUGGUAUUUUCUUUAAUUUAUAUUAGUAGUAAUAGUAAUGAAAUGGUACACCUGCUUCCGCUGAAAAAAAAUCAAAUGUUGUAAAUAUUGAUGUGUGAGACCAGAGUUAAUAGAGGGGACCCUCUUUUAACUCUGGUAAGACUAAUAAACUUUUUUCUCUCAACUUUACAUAAAAUAUGAGGCUUGCUUUAAGGAUCUGCGCGUCACGUUGGGUUUGGUGUUGAACACAAUAGACCUCGGCUCUGGAGGGGGAGCGCUCGAGCGUAAUGUUGUCCCAUUUCAGACCACGUGUCAUUCCCUCGAGAAUAAUAUUCUUUGUUUGAGUGGUAUCAAUAUUCAUGUGUCUUCUCAUGUGCAACCGAGCGCAAACCUUAAACGAAGAAAUGAUACUCUAGGGAAUGACACGUGGUCUGAAAUGGGAAAACAUUACGUCAGAGGUGAGGAGGUCUAUAGCACAAGACAUCAGGAUCAGUGUAUUUGCUGCUAAUCUUUCUACACAAUAAAAAAUGCAUGCUCAA